AUGUCCUCCAACAUCUCCUCUGCCGGCAUUACGACCGACGCCACGACCGGCGAACGCUACAUUCCUUCUUCACUUCGUGCUGACGGCUCCAAGCGUCGAGAAAUCCGCGUGCGACCGGGAUAUAAACCCCCAGAGGAUGUCGAGCUCUACAAGAACCGUGCGGCCGCAGCGUGGAAAACCCGUGGAAAAGGUGGGGUGCCGGGUGCGGAACCCAUGAGCAGCGAAGACGACAAGUCCGCUCAGGCGGCCAGCACAGCCAGCAGCAACAAGAACGCUAAGCGCAGGGAGGCUAAGCGCAAGGCCAAGGAGGCCGAGGGCUCCGAGGCCACUUCUGAGAAAAAGGGAGCUGACUCCGACAACUGGCGCACUCCGGCCACACAGAAGAAUGAGCAGCUCGGCGAGGACCAUGUCGAUCUCGAAGCCGAGAAGGAAAAGAAGGCUCGCAACCUCAAGAAGAAAUUGAGACAGGCCCGGGACUUGCGCGACAAGAGGAAUGAGGGCGAGGUCCUGCUACCCGAGCAGCUCGAAAAGCUCAUCAAAAUCCCCGAGCUGGUCCGCCAAUUGGAGUCGCUCGGAUUUGACUCUAACGGUGACAAGAAGGAAGAAGCUAGUCAGGAGAAGGCCUGA
This is a messenger RNA of Penicillium canariense, 627 nucleotides long. Its product is annotated as putative RNA binding protein Pym. Gene Ontology annotation, biological process: exon-exon junction complex disassembly. The record is from RefSeq and is a predicted model, not a curated record. Gene Ontology annotation, cellular component: exon-exon junction complex; cytoplasm. The coding region runs from base 1 to 627 and encodes 208 amino acids. Gene Ontology annotation, molecular function: RNA binding. Lineage: Eukaryota; Fungi; Ascomycota; Eurotiomycetes; Eurotiales; Aspergillaceae. The transcript has a single exon.